Penaeus monodon (black tiger shrimp) is the source of this 1761-nucleotide messenger RNA. Its product is annotated as urea transporter 2-like. Gene Ontology annotation, biological process: urea transmembrane transport. Lineage: Eukaryota; Metazoa; Arthropoda; Malacostraca; Decapoda; Penaeidae. The transcript is spliced from 10 exons. Gene Ontology annotation, molecular function: urea transmembrane transporter activity. The record is from RefSeq and is a predicted model, not a curated record. Gene Ontology annotation, cellular component: membrane. The coding region runs from base 221 to 1336 and encodes 371 amino acids.
UGAACACUGUUUGCAUGUUGAUAUAUAGUCAAGUGGAACGAUUAUUACGUGUAGGAUAGUGAACGUAUGAGAUAUAUGAAAUUGAAGAAAGGAACGGUGUCUUGAAACGAGAAAGACUAGCAACGCAUAUGGAUAAAGACGUGUACAACUGAGACUCGUCGCGCCAGAGCUGCUGGGCAAUACUGACAUCAGCCCGAAAGCAGGAGGAAGGACCCAGGUCAUGGACGUCAUCGCGAAACUGCCGACCCCCCUGGGAUGGGUGGUAGGACACGCCCCCCUGUCUAAAAAGGCCUUGGAGAAGAAGUCGUGGUUGUCGCCGUGGAUUCUGCUGAAGACCCUGGACAGCAUCCUAAGAGGCAUUGCGCAGGUAUGCUUCGCCGACAACCCUCUCUCCGGGCUGCUCAUCCUGGUCGGCCUCUUCGUUGGUGACGUCAUGGCGGGUCUCGGCGCGGUCGUGUGCUCGCUGGCGGCAGUCAUCGUCGCCUUGGCCUUCCAAGAGCCAGACGGAGCCAUAGCCUCAGGACUCACCAAUUACAGCGCCGUUUUAGUGGGUACGGUAACAGCCUCGUUAUACCCUGUGUUCUUCCACCUGCCCCUGACCUUACCCGUUUGGGGCUUUAUGCUGCUUGCGACCGUCUUCAGUGUGUGCAUAGGGUCGGGCCUCGGCUCCAUUCUGUCGCCUUUCAAACUGCCAUACUUCACCCUGCCCUUCAACAUUGCAACUUCCAUCGCGUUCAUGUGCAUGCGCGCGCACGGCUUGGCUGGGCUUCCGGAGGAGGCCAGCGGGCAGGUGGACGUGUCGGAGGCGGUUCAGUGGGCACAGGUGUUCCGUGGAUCUCUGCUCUCCGUGGGGCAGGUAUACGCCGUGGAGACCGUAGCGGGGUCCUGUCUCAUUAUAGCGGGCCUCUUCCUGUGUUCGCCGCUUCUGACUGUGAUCUCAGUAGUUGGGGCGUUAUUUGCCUCUUGCACGGCCGUUUUGGUGUCCUCGGCUCCGUACUCCAUGAUCUACGCCGGCGUGUGGGGCUACAACGGCUUCCUGUCAGCCGGGUGCCUCUUCUUCUUCAUGGUGCCAUCCCGCAGGCUCUUCGUCCUGGCUGUGGUUAAUGCCAUCUUCACCACGUUCCUGCAGGCUGCCAUUGCACCGGUCUUCGCUGUGAGUCAGUUGCCGGUGUUUACGUACCCAUUCUGCAUGAGUUCCCUAAUGUUCCUGGCCAUGGCGAGCAACGGGGGGAUGGACAGCGGAAGGGUCACCAGUCUUACCUUCCCAGAGCAACAUUUUAUACUCCAUCUCAAGGAAUCAAACAUAGAAGAUAUUUCCAAGAUGGACAACGCUUAAAAAACACGCUUACGUGAAGGGAAUAUAUAUAUAUAUAUAUAUAUAUAUAUAUAUAUAUAUAUAUAUAUAUAUAUAUAUAUAUAUUACAUAUGUAUAUGUGUGUGUGUGCGUGUGUGUGUGUGUGUGUGUGUGUGUGUGUGCGCGUGUGUGAGUGUGAGUGUGUGUGUGUUUGUGUUUGUGUGUGCGUGCGUGGGUGCCUGUGUGUCCCCUGAUUUGUUUCUCUCCAUUUAGUCUGAAGACCUGGGCGCACGUGCUGUCUUCCGAAGCCUCCGGAAUGGAAACUAGUCACAAAGGAAUCCUAUCAUCAUCAUACGGCCAAAAUCAACAAGCAUGCAUACACCAAAAGCUUUAUGAAAUGUUUGUGUGUGUGUAUAUAUAUACAUCUAUAAAUAUGCAUAAGAGCAUACAUGUGUAUGUGUGUGUGU